Molecule: messenger RNA, 1766 nt
Organism: Cuscuta europaea
Lineage: Eukaryota; Viridiplantae; Streptophyta; Magnoliopsida; Solanales; Convolvulaceae
Source: the annotation of a GenBank genome assembly
AUAUAUCUCUGCUAGUCUGCUCUUUCCGGCGUACCUGACGUGUAAGUUGUUGGAAGCCGGAACAGACUCCGAAAAGGAUGGGAGCCUUCUUCAAUGACGACUUCACAUCCCUUCCGACGUACAAUUUGACGUCCUCCCAAGAUCUGCGGUUCUCCAAACAAGUCCAUGAUAAUGUUCAUGGUAACAUCUACAUUGAUCAGCUCCUUUUGAGGUUUGUUGAUACAGAGCAAUUCCAGAGGCUCCGUGAUCUUAAACAACUAGGAGUGGCAAACAUGGUUUAUCCAGGAGCAGUGCAUUCAAGAUUCGAGCAUUCCCUUGGAGUUUAUUGGCUAGCUGGUCAAGCUGUUCAUAAGCUCAAAGGCCACCAAGGAUCGGAGCUUGGCAUUGAUAAUUUUGAUUUACAAACCGUGAAACUUGCAGGUCUCCUGCAUGAUAUAGGGCAUGGACCAUUUAGUCAUAUGUUUGAACGCGAGUUUCUUCCUAUGGUCACUGGUUGUUCGGAUUGGUGUCAUGAGCAAAUGUCUGUGAGGAUGAUAGACCAUAUUGUUGAUGGGCACCAUAUUGAUAUUGAAUCAGAAACCAUUAAAAGGGUUAAGGAAUUGAUUCUUGCCAGUUCCAAACAUGCUUCGUCAAAAAGCUCUAGUGAGAAACAGUUUUUGUAUGAUAUUGUAGCAAAUGGAAGAAAUGGAAUUGAUGUUGACAAGUUCGAUUACCUUGUUCGUGACAGCCGAGCAUGCGGUUUAGGAUGCAGUUUCCAGUUCCAGAGAUUGAUGGAGACGAUGAGAGUGCUGGGAGAUGAAAUAUGCUACCGUGCCAAGGAUUAUUUAACUAUACACAAAUUAUUUGCAAUGCGGGCUGAUCUGCACAGAACGGUUUACACUCAUGCCAAAGUGAAGGCAAUAGAGCUCAUGGUUGUAGAUGCACUUGUCAAAGCAAAUGGAUAUUUGCACAUUUCAUCCUAUAUAGAGGACCCAUCUGAAUAUUGGAAGUUAGAUGAUACAAUAUUAAAAACCAUUGAGACAACUCCCAACCCAGAGUUAAAGGAAUCUAGGGAACUGAUCUGUCGAAUUCGGAGGAGGAAUUUGUACCAGUUCUGUAAUGAAUAUGCUGUUCCCAAAGACCAAAUAGAACAUUUCAAAGAUGUCACUGCAAAAGAUAUUAUUUGUUCCCAGGUAGGUGCAGGGACGACUCUUGAAGAGGACGACAUUUCUGUAAGCAAUGUAAGGAUAGAUUUGACGCGUGGGAAGCACAACCCUCUUGAAAACAUCAAGUUUUUCAAGGACUAUGAAAGUGAGGAGAAGUUCUCGAUAUCAGAUAAUCGGAUCAGCCAUUUGCUGCCAUCAUCAUAUCAGGAUAUGAUAGUUAGGGUGUACUCCAAAAAACCAGAAUUGGUAGGGGCAGUUUCAGAGGCGUUUGAAAAUUUUCAGUUGAAGACAUAUGGUAUAAAAGCUCAGGUUCAUCCAACACCGGAGAAGAAAAGACGUCGGCACAUAGAUAAUAAGUUAGUAUAGUCACCUCUUCCCCUCACACCCCGCACGGCCACACGCACGGCCACACGCACAUAUAGUUUGCUUGGUUGCAACUUGCAAAUGUAUAUACAUUUUCUGAAAAGGAUCAUCAUUAGAAUGUUUUGAAGGGAAUUCCUAUAGCAAAAGGGGGUUGGCUUGAAUUGCCCUCGAAUAGUUCUUAGAAUUAUAUGAUAUUACUUUAACAAUGCCUGGAGUUGUUGGUUAAUCGGAGUUAUGUUGGCCAUGAAAUGAGAGUAA